Messenger RNA from Centruroides sculpturatus (bark scorpion), 1976 nucleotides. Its product is annotated as disintegrin and metalloproteinase domain-containing protein 10-like. NCBI's taxonomy places the organism in Eukaryota, Metazoa, Arthropoda, Arachnida, Scorpiones, Buthidae. Bases 123 to 1907 code for a protein of 594 amino acids. The record is from RefSeq and is a predicted model, not a curated record. Gene Ontology annotation, biological process: Notch signaling pathway; membrane protein ectodomain proteolysis. Gene Ontology annotation, molecular function: metalloendopeptidase activity. The transcript is spliced from 5 exons. Gene Ontology annotation, cellular component: plasma membrane.
AAAUCGAACCCGAAUCACAAGACAAAACCAGAUGCAGCGCAACGCAGGUGUACGAAAUCGAUGGAAAUCUCUUCUUACGUACAAUUUUCGUCAGUAAGAAAGAUGCUAUUCCUCUGGAGAUAAUGUUAGAUGAAACUGAUAUUUCAUUCCACGUAUGUUUGUACGAAGAUCAAACAGUUUUCUCUUCUGCAACGAAGGUAUAUAUCUUCAGAGAUAAUAAGAUAAAAAAACUUUAUAUAAGGAACUUACCAGAAGCCACGUUAUAUAUUGGCUAUUUUAAAGAUAGUAAAGAUAACGCGAUUGGAUAUUUAUACAAAAAUCAUUUGGUCGGAAGAUUUCAAACUUCAUUCGAUACUCACUUUAGUGAACCAGCAAAUUUUCACCAACAGUUUAAAGGAGAAAACCAUACCGUUUUCUAUAACCUGAAAGAAGUAAUUUAUAACUCUAAGUAUAAAGAUGGCAAAGGUUUCUGUGACGAGAUUAAGCAUACACCCGAAAGCAAGAAAUAUUUCAUGCAAAAUGACGAAGCUCCGUGCAAUAAAAGUUUCUCUUUUAAAGUGAGGCAAGAAAGAAGUUGUUCAUUAGAAAUCUUAGUAGAUCAUACAUACUUCGAAUAUAUGGAGUUUAACGUGAAUAGAACAGUUGCAGAAGUUCAGUUCUACACCAUGUUUGCACAAUAUGUAUUCCUCAACUCGGACAUUGAUCAAGACGGUAAACCGGAUGGCAUCGGUUUCAAUAUAGAUAAAAUAACCAUAUUUGGAAGUAAUGAUGAACCCGGUUAUCUACUAAACACUGACACAAAUAAAGAAAUGGAAUUUUUGGAACAUAUAUCUCAAUAUAGACACACGUCUUGCAUGUUGAUAUGUUUCACACGUAGAGACUUUUGGAAAGAUUCUGGCUGUUCUAGUGGAAGAGUCAGCAAAAUAGGAGGAAUUUGCUCCGAGGAUGAUGGUGAUGAUGAUACUUUGAUACGUAGUAAUGUAGGAUUUAUUACAAAUUUAGAAAGAAAUUUAACAAUACCAAGGUUUAAAGUUGCUGCAAAUUUUGUCCAUCUGUUGGGCCAUGCGUUUGGAUGUAAACACGAUCCUAUAGAUUUAAAAGAAUGCAAUCCAGGAGAAUUAAAGCAAUUUAUCAUGCAUGAAGAUGUUCCUUUUCAAAGCGAAAAUAAUUGGAGAUUUUCAAGUUGUUGUUUAAAAUCAAUACAGGAAAUAAUUAAAGUAAAAGCCAAAUGCUUGAAAAGAAUUAAGUUAGCCUUGUGUGGAAAUGGAAUUAUUGAAGAAGGCGAAGCGUGUGAUUGCGAUUACACAACAGACAACUGCACACAACACGAAAAGUGUUGUAUUCCUAAAAGUUCUCCCAAUCAGUGCACUGUUAAACACGAAAGAAACAUUGACUGUCCAUUCCAGUCAGCAGAAUGCUGCAACAAGUACUGUAAAUUUUCUCGAGUAACUGAAGGAAAGCCGUGUAAUAGUAACGUUACCUGCUUUAAUUCAACUACCGUCUGCGAUGGUACUUCACCAUUUUGUCCUGGAAUUUUAGAAGCUGAUGGAACACCGUGUCUCGGGACAUCACGAACUUGUCAGAAGGGUUACUGCGUCAGUAACGUAUGUGAACUUUACGAGUUACAACCCUGCGAGUGUCUAUCACUCGAACAAGAAUGUCACAUCUGCUGUAAAACGGAGACUAGUACAUGUAAAACAGCUAAAGAAUUAAAAAUUUUCCCCUCAGAAAAUCAGUUAUAUAUUAAGAAAAUGGGCACACGCUGUAACAAAGGAUACGGAAGUUGUAUAAACAAUGGAAUUUGUAAAAUAGAGGAAAAGAAUUAUUUAAUUUGGUAUAUUGUCUUUGCAUUGCCGUAUCUUUUGUUUACUGCGUGGGCAAUAUUCUUCACUCGUAAGCAAAAAUAAAUAAAUUCUAAUUACAAAUAAUAUAUUUUUGAAUAAAAAGAGAGUGGAAACUUCACCAUAACGUAUCUG